This is a messenger RNA of Microsporum canis CBS 113480, 1365 nucleotides long. RefSeq names its product methyltransferase. The record is from RefSeq and is a predicted model, not a curated record. Lineage: Eukaryota; Fungi; Ascomycota; Eurotiomycetes; Onygenales; Arthrodermataceae. Bases 1 to 1365 code for a protein of 454 amino acids. The transcript is spliced from 2 exons.
AUGUCUCAUCAAGCAACCGAGUCCCUUUACGACGAGGUCUUCCUCGACUACGAGAACAACUACCAUAACAAUGAAGGGCUAAAGGCCUUCGUUCGAGAGGCGGCCUCCAAACUGUCCUCGGGUGCAAAGGUGCUCGACGUCGGCUGCGGAACCGGCCGUCCCAUAGCUGAGGCCCUCUGCGCGGCCGGACUCGAUGUGACGGGCAUCGACUUGUCCACGGAGAUGGUCGAGCUGUGCAGGAAACGUUUUCCUUCGGCAACCUUCAUCAAGGCAGACAUGACCAAGUUUCAACCCCAGCCGCAGCAGAAGUUCGAUGCCAUCUUUGCCGUCCUCUCUCUCUUUCACGUCUCCCACCGGGAAUGCUACUCCAUGCUGUACAGAUUCUCCCAGUGGCUAAACAGAGGCGGCUUCCUCUUCAUCACCACAAUUUACAGCUACGACCUGGUCGAUCGAGGCGCCAGGCCUGACAGCUCCGGCAUCAUCGAUCUCGCCGACUGCCAGUUCUUGUCUCGAGACGUCCCCUUGACGGCCCUGUCUGGCGAGAAAUGGACAGAGUACCUGACGGCUGCCGGCUUUGUUGGCUUCCAGGCGACAAAGUACGACUUUCAGCCUGCUGACCCGAACCUGAAGGUCGCCCAUCACCACUUCAUCACAGUGAAAAAGGGGGACCGGCACCCGUUGAUGGGGCCCUACCCUUAUCCGGAUAAAGUCCGUGGCCCAUACCCCUUGAACAGAGAGGCAUACAAGUCCUUCUUGAAGAGGCUAAAUGACGCAGAGUCAAAGGCUCUGGCCGCUAUGCUAGAGAAAAACACCAAUACCCUCAGAAUCGACCCCAUUAAUCGUGGCGAAUCAUUCCCCUUCGGCUCCAAAGAAUGCCCUAGCCACUUCGACUCUGUAGUCUUAUCCCGGGCCCUUGACGGCCUCGAUGAGCUUGAGCAGCCGCUUCGGGAGAUAGCCCGGGCGACCAAUUCGGCCUCUCCAGAGGCCAAGAUAAUUAUCAUCCAAGCAUCUCCGGAUAGUGACUUGCUCAAACAGGUCAACCUCAUCUGUCCUGCAAAGGCCAGCAACAAAGCCCCGAUGCACCACGGACUCAUCCUCCACCGCGCUGCUGAAGUCCUCAAGGCAAACGGGUUUGGCAACAUAGAGCUUAUCCAGAUAGCUGACAGUGCAUGUAAUUUCCCAGAAGAAGACCUGGCCGCUCGCUGCCAGAGUGCCGCCACCUUGUUUGCAGACAUGCUCUACAGUGAAGAAGCCGACUUGCAGGGCAUCAAGGAUGCGCUCGCUCCUGGGAUGGAGGCUGUCUUCAAAGAGACUCCCCACGACAUUGGCACUCAGUCUGUGAUGUUGGUGGCUAGGCCGGCUUAA